Messenger RNA from Phytomonas sp. EM1, 1728 nucleotides. Lineage: Eukaryota; Euglenozoa; Kinetoplastea; Trypanosomatida; Trypanosomatidae. The record is from the annotation of a GenBank genome assembly.
AUGGACAUCCAUCCGUUUUCCCUUGUGAGGCCUCAGUCUCGACUCAUUGAUAAGGUUGUCCGGCACUUUCUCAUGAGCCCUCGAGAGCAGCUUGUCUUCCAGCGCACUGACAUGCUGUAUACGUACGCCCUGAACGACUAUGUGGAUCAUGCAGAAGCCCUUAAACUUCUUAUUUAUAAACUAAGCCACGUGCCCGUGGCCUUUCGGGAGAUGCUUGACACGGAACGUGGCAUCCUUCCGCUUGGCUGUGCGCCGCGCCUCUUCCAAACCAUCCAGCGCUUCCCAGACUCGGUGAAUUCAAUGAAGCUGGAAGCGGAGGGUGCCGUCGUUGACUAUUUUCGGGAGAACCUCCCUCGCGACGGCCUCACCUCAGUGGAGAUGAACCGAUUGUGGAUAGGAGCAGCGCAGUGCACGCGGUGGGACUCGGUGCGCGCACUGUUUGAGCACUUCCCACUUCGACAGACGCUUGCGUACCAAAGCCCGGAGGAGGUCAUGGACGUCAUCUCAGCCGUCUGCGCGGGCAGGGGACGAGACCCUGCGGAGGACGGGCCCCUUACGCCCCGGGAGCGGCUUCUCAAGGAGGUCCUCGGGGAGGACGAGGCGUGGCGGCUCUGCGAGGGGGUUUUGCAGGGCGAUGGAGACAGGAUGACCGCGCUGCGCGAUCGGGCCGCCGUCCUCCGCGUCCUCCUCGCGGCGCGGCGGGGCUGCUGGCCGGAGGAGGGAAGGGCAGGGGCGUCACAGCGGGAGGCCGCGGUGGUCUCCGUGCAGAGCCCCACGCUGCACGUGUGGGGGGAGCAGGUGUGGGCACUCCACCAGCCCUGCAUCCCGCCCGCGCUCCGGGAGGCGCACUUCCACCAGGCCAUGGUGCAGGGGCUUUGGCAGCUGUACAUGACGAUGGACUGCGAAGGAGUGAUGGGCUUUCUUACGCGGGGUUUGCCUCUCUUGGUGGAGGGGCACCCCGACUUUCCCUGGUGGCGUACCAUACGGCGCUACCACCACGAGGCCCUUCUCGGCCGCAAGGAGAUCUGCUCGAAGUCGGGGAGCGGUCCUCCAAAACCCGAGCCCCCCUUCGCCCCAUUGCGUAAUGCGCUGUCCAUAGAUAGCCUCGCCAACAUUAUCAUAUCUUCAGCCUGGCUGCACACUCACGACGAGGCAGGGGAUGGCGAGAGCACUUGGCUACCAGGUGUGCUGCGGCAGCUUAAGGAUGCCCUCAAGGAACGGCUACACGGACCACCUCGUACGAGGUCGUCCGGCGGGGAAGUCCAAAAUCCGCUCCUACUGCGUUUAGAGGACCCUGGCGACGCACUUGUGCGUCGAGUUCCGCUGAUCAUUGUUGUGUAUGUGGUUAUGGCGCUGGAGAAGAUUCUGAAUGUAGACGUGUCCGCCGGGCCUUCGCAGGGGGUGGUUGAGGCCGCUGAUGAACUUCUCCACCUCGUCCAAGAGCAUGUGCUUAGGCAAAGUAUAUUGGACGAGCACGGUAGCGCCCGGGUGGUGGCCUUUCUUUUACUCCACGCCCCGAACAUGACGCAGCGGCUGGAUCUCGAGCAGACGUGUGUGAGGCUUAUUAAAGCGCACUAUAGGGACGGUGGGUUUACCCGCGAACAGCUUGAGGGCCUGCUAAAGUUAAGUGAGUCAGGGAGGAAUGGAUUCGCCCCCGACAGGUAUGGCAUCGAUGCGGAGCUACGUAAGGGCAUGCGAGAGGUGCUCGAACAGCUUCCCCUGCGGUGA